Penicillium digitatum Pd1 is the source of this 939-nucleotide messenger RNA. RefSeq lists its product as uncharacterized. Lineage: Eukaryota; Fungi; Ascomycota; Eurotiomycetes; Eurotiales; Aspergillaceae. The record is from RefSeq and is a predicted model, not a curated record.
AUGUUCGAAGACUUUUCCUUCACAUCGCCGUCGUCGCGACCAGCCCGUCUCGCCCUCGACUUGGAUGACCUUCCAAUGGUCGACAGCGACAGCAACCUAAUUUCGCCACUUUCCUCUCGCUGUCCAUCACCACAAUCCCAACGUUUCCGCAACAUCUCGCGCUCACGCUCCUCUCACUUCCAUCGCAACCAACAACCUCCAACAUCCGUCCCCUUCCCCUAUGACUCGGACCACAAGCGACUAUCCAUCUCAACCCUAACCCAAAAACUACACGAACACACCCUUGCAGCUCCAACGGGCGAUCUUCAAAACAGACACACUCACAACAACACCCAAACCCGACACGGGAGACACACACCCGGCUCCCGCCGCUACCCAGGCACAGGAUGCGUCCUCACACCCCCAGACACAGAUCACUCCGACGACUCCGGCGUCGGCGAAUGUCUCUCCUCGCCCUCCGCAUCCUCAGUGACAAGCCCCACAUUCAUGCCCCCGGACCUCCUCUCUGACCUUCCGGACUUCGGCCUCGGACACCCCUUUUACCCACCACCCAAUCCAUACCACCAAGACGUCCGCAGGCAGCGCGAGCAGAUCUCUAGAUUACAAUGCAACGAGUCGGAAGUCGAGGCUAUGCAGCGCUCAUUGCUAGACGACACCUCUUCCGCACCGGACUGCUGCGACGAAGACGAUCGUCAUCCUAGCUCGUUGCCGCCGCGGUCUUCACCGCGGAGGAAGGCGAUCACGCUUGCGCGGAGCCGGUUUGGGCCGGAUGGUAUCGAUGGGAGGGCGAGGAGGAAGAGUUCUUCGGCGGGGGUUUUGGCGAGUCGCGUUGACAAGAGUCAUUACGGUGGGUUUGGGAAGAGGAAUGAGCAGGGGCUCCGGAGGAAGAGCCUUGUGAGUGCUGCUUUGGCUUCGAUGGCUGAGAGAGAUGAUGAUUGA